Polyodon spathula (Mississippi paddlefish) is the source of this 4460-nucleotide messenger RNA. It is a transcript of the gene amph, whose product is annotated as amphiphysin. The record is from RefSeq and is a predicted model, not a curated record. The transcript is spliced from 27 exons. The coding region runs from base 164 to 2314 and encodes 716 amino acids. Gene Ontology annotation, biological process: synaptic vesicle endocytosis. Gene Ontology annotation, molecular function: protein binding; phospholipid binding. Gene Ontology annotation, cellular component: synaptic vesicle; plasma membrane; cytoplasm. NCBI's taxonomy places the organism in Eukaryota, Metazoa, Chordata, Actinopteri, Acipenseriformes, Polyodontidae.
UCUUUUUGGAAUUACAUAAAACAUGACCACGUUACGUGUUACAUACUGUAAAAUACUGUUCCUUUAAGAGGGCCCCCACCCCUUCUUCCCUCCCGUUUGCUUUGUCCAUCACAGGUUCUCCGGGUACUCGAGCUGUGCUCAGUUCACUUCAGCACCGGCAGCCAUGGCCGAGAUCAAAACGGGCGUCUUUGCAAAAAAUGUCCAGAAAAGGAUCAGCAGAGCGCAGGAAAAGGUGCUUCAGAAGUUGGGGAAAGCUGAUGAAACAAAAGAUGAGCAGUUUGAGCAGUUUAUCCAGAACUUCAAGAAACAGGAGGCAGAGGGGACGAGGCUCCAGAGAGAACUACGGGGAUAUUUAGCUGCUGUCAAAGCGAUGCAGGAAGCCUCCAUGAAGUUAACAGAGUCUCUACAUGAAGUCUAUGAACCCGAGUGGUAUGGCGCAGAUGACAUUAUGGUCAUUGGGAAGAGCUGUGAUGCUCUAUGGGAAGACUUUCAUCAGAGGCUGGUGGAUGGGGCCCUUAUAACCUUGGACACUUACCUGGGACAGUUUCCUGAUAUUAAAUCUCGCAUUGCAAAGCGUAGCAGAAAGCUGGUGGACUAUGACAGUGCCAGACAUCACUUAGAGUCCCUACAGAACUCCAAAAGAAAAGACGAUGGCAAGAUCACUAAGGCAGAAGAAGAAUUCAACAAAGCACAGAAAGUAUUUGAAGAACUAAAUGUAGACUUGCAAGAAGAGCUCCCGUCUUUGUGGGACAGUCGAGUUGGUUUCUACGUGAACACGUUCAAGAAUGUAACAAACCUGGAGUCAAAGUUUCAUAAAGAAAUUUCAGUUCUGUGUCACAAACUGUAUGAGGUGAUGACCAAGCUGGGGGAGCAACAUGCUGACAAGGCCUUUACUAUCCAAGGAGCACCAAGUGAUAGUGGUCCACUGCGGCUUGCCAAGACACCCUCACCCCCAGAUGAACCUUCACCACCUGGCAGUCCUGAAGCCAGCCCCAAUCACAUGCUGGCACCCACCUCACCAGCACCAGCUCGUCCAAAGUCUCCAACGCAGCUAAGAAAGGGUCCUCCUGUCCCACCCCCUCCAAAACUCACCCCUACGAAAGAACUGCAUCAGGAACAAAUCCUCAACUUGUUUGAGGACAACUUUGUCCCAGAAAUCAAUGUCACCACACCCUCACAUAAUGAAGGACCAUGGGCUGUGAAAGAGGAGUCUUUACUGGAUCUGGAUUUCGACCCCUUUAAACCAGAUGCAACAACACCGAUAGGGAAGACUCAGUCCCCCAGUUCUCAGGCAUUACCAUGGGAUUUGUGGACGGCAAGCGCAGGGCCAGCACAGCCAGUGUCUGACAAUGCUUUUAAUGGAUUCUCUCAGCUGGAUGCGGGCACCUCCGUGUUUACCUCAGAUUCCAACCAGAGUGUGUUCGGUACAAUGCCUGAUGCAGAAGUUUCUCCUGUUGUGGAUUCUGAGCCAGCCCAGGAAACUCUGCCAGCUGAGACUCAGCAGGCAACACAGAAGGCCGUGGACAAUGUUGAGGUGGAAGUGAAAGAGCCUGUAGUAAGCGCUGAGGCAGGGAGCACUGAGGGUUCAAUAGCUCAUUACCUUCAUAAGGCUACAACAGUGGAUGUGGAAAGUGAAUCACCCCCAGCAAAAGCUCUGGCAUCGGCAGAGGAUGUAGAAAACGAACCCCCCACAACACAGUCUCCGGCUUCAGCAGUGGAUGUGGAAACUGAGUCCCCAACUGCACAGGCUCUGAACUGCAUAGCAAAUGAUAGAACACAUAAGAAUGUAGAGCCUGAAGAUGAAAAUAAAGAGGUUACUGAAGACACUGAGAAUAAGCAGUCCCAGGAAAUGAUGACUAUACCAUCAGUGGUCAUUGAACCAGCAUCAAACAAUGAAUGGGAUGAUGAGGAACUACAGGCUGAAGAUGUCAGAGAACCAGAGGUACUGCCUGAGCCUGACAGCAAAGUCAGUGACAAUGGGGAAAUGCCAGCAGCAAUACCAGCAGCAGCAGCAGCUCAGGAGAGUCUGCCACUUACAGAACCAGCAGUGGAGACUAAACCUGAAGCUGCUACAACACAAAACCUGCCUCCUGGGUAUCUCUACAAGGCUGAAGCACUACAUGAUUUUGAAGCUGCAAGUUCAGAUGAACUUGAUUUGAAGAAAGGCGAUCUUGUCUUAGUCAUUCCUACUGCACUAGUGGAAGAUCAGGAAGCUGGCUGGCUAACUGGAAUUGUAGAAAAUGACUGGCUGCAGUAUCAUGAUAUCACCCAUAAGGGACUGUUUCCAGAAAACUUCACUCAACGCAUUGAAUAGAGAGCUGAGAAAGCAGACGGUUUAACCAGCUGAUUGAUUUCUGGGCUAAAUGCAGCAAAAAAACAUGGUUCUCAGUAUUCUGGUGAUUCCAUUAGCAAAUAGCUGAAUGGAAGUUUUUAAAAUGAUUUUAACAAUGUGAAAAAACGGGAGCAUAAAGCAAGAAUAUGGUCUCCCUUCUUCUGAAACCAAUAAAUAAAGAUGUUCUUGUUUGUUUACCUGUAAGCAGCAACAGAUUUAUUUGUGCUUUGUUGGGAGCUAUGGUGAUCCCACAUGUAACCCCUUCCUCUGAAAAAAAGAAAAAAGCUAAUUCCUGUUAAGACAAUGCCCUUAUCUCCUCUGCACUGUAUUGUAUGAAUGUGUUGCUCUGCAGCAGAUUUUUGGUAACCUGUAGUGAUAUAAUAAUCUAUAUAACAGUUCAAAGUGUUACACAUUUGCUGAGAAUUUUUUCAAUGUUGAAUCUGUCACAAACGUUACCCUUGCAUCAUAGGAUUGUUUUCUCUGUUUCAUUUCUGAGUGCGUUGCUAUGGUGAUGUUAGGCAUUUCAGUGUUCAUAAACAAAACUUGCUCCACCUUUGCCAAAAAAAACAAAAAACAACAAAACAAUAUAGGGUGUAUUGUGUAUGUCCAGUGUUAAAUAUCUAUAAUGUUUUACAAGAGACCCUUUCACAGAUGAAGAAUAUAUACUGCAGAGUGUUGUUAACACAUCCUCCAAAUAUAUGCUUCAUAAUGAUAAACUCCUAUUAUGAUAACAAAAGUCAAAAUUGAACUACAAAGUAAGAACAUGCUGUAAAAUCAUAUACAGAUUAUUUAUUUGUGUAUAACAUUUUAUGUUAUCAUUAACGUUAUUUUCCAUUUUAUUUUAUUUUUUAAUUUAAAGCUAAUGGGGGAAGGGUGGUCAGUAAUGCAAUACAUGUAACUGUUAAUAUAGCUCCCAUAGUCGUAGCUGUUCGAUAAUAGCUCAAUUAACAUUCUAGUGUGCUAACCGUCAACCUUCACAGUAGAACCCAUUGUGAUGUACAUGCUUAUGUUUCUUAAUUUAAUGUGAAUAAAAAAUAGUUCACAAAGAUAUAACUCACACUGACCCCAUUUCUUAUGCAAAUAGCACAUCAUGUGUUAUAAGAGCUGCAUCACCUCUGGUGCAAGUUCAUUACUAUCGGAAUGGCAUGGACAACAGAUCUGACAUAUAGCUACCUAUCAGACUGGAAAUUACUGACCAGUGUCAAAAAUAACUCAAUGGCAAACUUCCAACACCUGUCUUUUUAAUGUAUUGGCGCGUGAUCAUGGAUUAAUGGCCCUGUAUCCCUCCCGAAUGGCCUACCCUGAGCCGAGUGUUACAUCACUUAUUUCUAGUUUUGGUCCAACUACUGAAUUUGGUUUUCUUACAAGUUGUAGCAGUAUGCAGCAGUGCCACCUUCUGGUCAAUUAUGUGAUUGCUGUUUGGGUAUUUGGAAUCACAACUUGUAAGUAAAUAUGAAAACAUGUGUGCUGCACUUUGGUAAGAAACUCUUUUAUCCCUCUUGGCAAUGUUACAACAUUGGAACUAGAGUCAACUAGAAUAGUCAUUGUUAACAUAUCGCUAUUAAGUGCAGUGUGUAUGGUGUUGCCUGCCACAGGUAAAGAUAGGUGAAACUAAUUCGCAAAGCAAAUACAUUCCGUAAAUUUUAUAACUCUGACUCUUAAUUUAAACAACUAUACAUAGUGUAUUAUUACUGUAAUUUUAAAGCAACCAUUAUGUUAAAUGUUACGCAGUAAAGUCAGGAUGUUAUGGCUCUACAGCCUAUAUUAUUGAUUGUAUUUUAUUGUUUCAGAUUCAGGGCUGCAGAGAAGAGAAUCUGCAACACCCCCUAGCCGGUAUACAGUUGUAUACAUUAAAACUUUAGAAUCUGUGCUUGAAGAGAACAUUUUAAAUAUACGAUCUAAAACAGCUGGGGCUUCAGCUAUAUUUAUUAUGUACAUUAUCAUGUUUUGCAAGUCCCUGUUCUUUAUGCCAUUGCACCCUAAUUCUACUACUGCUCACGGGGAAAAAUAAGUUAUCAUAUCUGUGUUGUAUUUGCAAAAUCAUGAGUAGAUAUGGGGCGCCAUGUGUAAAACAAACAAACAAACAAAAAACACGCAUUAACAUUUUAUGACCUUUUUUCCCCCACUU